AUGGCUGAUUCGGCUACUGCCCCGCCCCCGCCUCCGCCUCCUCCGACCGCUGCUGCUGCUGCUCCUCCACCACCACCUCCGCCUACCAUGGUGCUGCCGACGUCAUAUCGGGAGAGAUUGGCGCAGUUUAGGAUUCUGGAGGAGAAGAGGUUGGAACUUAUCGAGCCUGUGCCAUGGAAUGAUGAUCAAAGACAAAAUGAACAUGGCGGGUUGACGUUUGGCACGCGUGCACAGGAACUCCUCGAGAAACUGGAGAAGACGGAAUCCCGUCUUUCACAAACCGAACUCGACCUCAACUCGGAGCAGAGCGUGCGGCGGACGCUGCAGGCCGAGGUCGCAGACACGAGACAUAAGCUAUAUGGCGAGCUAGCAGACACACGGCGGAAGCUGGAGACGGAGCUGGAGGAGACCAAGACCAAGUUGGGCACCGAGUUGGCGGAAACCAAGACCAAGUUGGAGACGGAGCUGGCCGAGACGAAGAAGACGUUGGAGGCCGAGGUGGAGGAGGCGAAGAAGAAGGAGGCGGCCCUGGUCCAGCAGCAGUCACAACGACCCUUUGUAAUGGUCCUCAUCGAUGCCGACGCCGAAGGCUUCCUCUUCCGAGACAAAUACAUCACGGCGAAAGCCCAAGGCGGCGAAGCCCUAGCCGACGAGCUCCUCAUCCGAAUACGAGAGUAUCUGCGCCCCCAGUUUGAAGACGCCGACGCACUGGAUAUUGUUGUCCGCGUCUAUGCCAAUCUCGAGGGCAUGGCAAACUACCUUGUUCGACUGGACAAGGUCCGCAAUCUCGGACAGCUGAGAGCCUUUUCCACAGGCUUUUGCGGCCGGAUAUCGAGCUUUGAUUGGAUUGAUACGGGUGUGGGUAAGGAAGGCGGGUCGGGGAGGAAAGUUCGAGAAAACCUCUCCUUCUACACCUCAAACACCCACCUCCGCCACAUCAUCGUCGGCUGCUCCGCCAUCGACCUCCCCGCCUCCCUCCUAACCGCCCUUCCCCUCUCCAAAAUCACCCUCAUCGAAACACUCCCCCUUCCCGCCUCCCUCACCUCCCUCCCCCUCAAAAUAACCCGCUUCGCCUCCCUCUUCGCCCCGCCACCGCCCCCGAAAUCACCCAAGCCCCGCGGCCGCAACAGUGCCCAGUUGCAACUCAUGCAGCACGAGGAAGACGGCGUUGGCGGCGGUGGUGGCGGCGGCGGUGGUGCCACCUGGCUUGUUAUCCAGCCUGAGCGCAGUAAGAGUCAGAAUAUGGGGGUUGGACGGCGGAGAGGUGGGAGUAGCAAUUGA
Molecule: messenger RNA, 1281 nt
Organism: Plenodomus lingam JN3
Lineage: Eukaryota; Fungi; Ascomycota; Dothideomycetes; Pleosporales; Leptosphaeriaceae
Source: RefSeq, a predicted model, not a curated record